Molecule: messenger RNA, 4082 nt
Organism: Anarrhichthys ocellatus (wolf-eel)
Lineage: Eukaryota; Metazoa; Chordata; Actinopteri; Perciformes; Anarhichadidae
Gene: tepsin
Product: TEPSIN adaptor related protein complex 4 accessory protein
Exons: 13
Coding region: 48-1931 (627 amino acids)
Cellular component (GO): trans-Golgi network membrane
Source: RefSeq, a predicted model, not a curated record
ACCCCUCGGAGGAAGAUGAGUAAACCCGCAGCCAGGAUUGCUAAAUCAUGGCAACAUUCAUGGAACGACUGGCUUUUCUUCAGAAAGUCCCAACUCUGAUGAAGGCUACAGCAGAUGAUGAAACCCCCUGUCCUGGCUACCUUUUCCAAGAUAUUGGAAAAAUCUCCCAUGAGUCUUCAGGUUGCGGUCAGUGUUUGCUGGAGUACCUUCUGGAGAGGUUGCAGGUGGAGUCCUGUCAUGUCAAACUUAAGGUGCUGAAGAUCUUUGUCCAUCUUUGUGGUCAUGGCUCAAACCAUUUCCUCACAGAACUUCGAAGGAACUCCACGUUCAUCCAGCAGGCAGCAGUUUACAGCGGCCCUCCUGAUCCCAUCCAUGGCAUAGCAUUGUACCAGAAAGUGAGAAAUACAGCACAGGAAGUGGCCAGGUUGCUUUUCACAGAUAUCAUUUCCACCAAAGACGGCGUCUCCCCGCUCAACUUAUCCCCCCCAACAAUGGGUAUGGGCUCAGCAGCUUCCCACCGGUCAGGAAUGCAGGGCUUUGGAUGCAGUCCAGGGAAGCAGGGGACAGCAGGCAGUGACUCCCUACUGGAUAAGAUCCAGAAAGCUGCAGAGGUAGUGGCCAGUGCUGUCCUUCCCCCCACCGAACACCAGGGCAUCCGUCUCCAUGAGAACCAUUACCGGGCCGUAGCUGCGCCGGCCGCACCCAUAGAGGUGGCUGUGCCUGCGUGUGCCUACAACCUGCCUGCUCGCCCACCAAAAGCAUUGGCCCAGCGAUGUCCAGGGCAGGUGGGAGGCGGCUGGGAAGAGACAGACAGCGGCAACAGCUCUUCUCAUAACUCUUCUCAGGAUAUGGCAGCUAACAGCAGGGCCUCUGUGGGCAGCAAGUCAGCCGGUACCGGGAGCCAAUCGGGGGCCAGUAGAGAGAGCAGUGGGGACCCAUCAGAAAGGGUGGAAGCCUUGCAGUUGGGGGACUGUGGCCAGGAGGUGGCGCUGAUCAGCAGACUGACCGAAGGAUCCAGAGUUUUCCUGUCCAGAGAGGAGAGCCAGCACUUCAUUAAAGAGUGCUCCAUUCUCAACUGCGAGGUGGUGGUGGAGUUGCUCUCAAUCAGGCUUCAAGAUCCCUCAAACACUGUUAAGAUGCGGGCACUGUGUGCUGUAUCAUGCCUCCUGACCUCUGACCUCCUUUCUCUGGAACAAAUGUUUGGAGCAACACAACGAAGGCUCUGCCAGCUGAGUGAGGGGGCUCCAGGACCUGUGGCCAACAAAGCCACCAAGAUCCUGCGACAGUUUGAGGCUCUGAUGGGUGGAUCCGUACACACUCCUCGGCAGGAUACAGCGACCAGCGGCCAUCAGGCAACUACCAAUCAGCUUACCACAUCUACACACUCUUUGCCUCUACUACCAAACCACUCUGCUGGCAAUCCCAACCUCAACCAUUAUCAGCCUGACAUCUCACCCACAGGUGUCACCCAACCACCAUAUCCCCCUUCUUCCCCCUCUAGUCUGCCCUCGGCCCAGAGAGACCUCCCAGGGGAGCUGAUGAAUGACUGCGAUGAGGAGGAACUCACUCCCAUUCUGCAUGACUUGGUGCAGAACCAGUCGGAGCCAGUCAGGACUGCUGAGGUUACAUCGGUUGCUGAGGAAUCAGAGCUGAACACAAGCUCUUCCCAUCCAGCUGAGCCCCAGAGAGAGCAGGCCUGUCUGGGCAGACUGUCCCUGUUCAGUGGCAUGGAGCUGGUGACUAAGGGGAGGCCCCCGUGUGCACGAGAGACGUCCCAGACAGAGACGAUGGCCGACGGCUUAAUGGAGAGUCUAGCUGUGCAGAACAGUCUCGGCAUCAGUAAAACCAGUGAUGACGCUCCUUUAAUUUGCAAUUCAGUUGCAUCUGAUAGCAGCCAACCAGUAUCGGCCUUCUCGUUCCUCAACUUUUGACCACUGACGUUGUACAGCUGGUAAAACCAAUGAUGUCGUCAUGUAUAAACUUUUAGAAAUCUAUUUAAUUUUAUAAAUUAAGAUCAGAUCUGUAUGCUUAGAACUAUAUAUAGACUGCACAUUCAUUGGAUUUUUCGGUUCCUAUCUGUACGGUGCCUACUGGGAAAUUGCAUUUAAGCAGCAGACUGGGCUGAGCGACAGAGAUUUAGGACACACGACUGUUGUCCUUUUUAAAAGUGAAUUCAAUCCACAGUUGGCAUGAGAAACCCCAACGCCGUCUUAUGUGAGGACUGGUCUGUAAGUGUCAUUUCUGAAAAGUGUUAAACAAGAAUGCUUGCCUUGAAUCGCAGGUUAUUAUUGACGGUUGCUUUAUCUCAGGAUUCCUUUUAGCUAACUGAAACAACUCUUCUCGCCUCUGCAGCACGUCCUAAACCUCUGAGGGAGAAUCCCUCCAUUUGUAAUUUGCACUACAGUUGCGUCUCUAAUCGUCUCAUAAAACCUACAAAUGAGAGUUGUCUUCCAUAUUUUUUUUUGGUACUUAACAGUUAUGUCAGUGUAAAUGUAACGAGUGUUGGUUUACAAAGGAUUUAUCGUCUCAUGUAUUGAUUUAAACAAACCCAUGAGUGGUUGUAGAGUGCAUAAAUCAAGACUAGUGGAUAACUAAAGGAAGAAUAUUUAGUGUGCAUAACUUGUGUGGCAUUGUGUGACAGAACAUCAGCAUAAUGCAAAAUAGCAAUUUCACGUGCGGUCGUUUGUGUAACCAAAUACAAGGCAGAUUACCUUCACUGUCUCAGCGUUGCUGUUUCAGUUCCAUUCUCCACUGCGGCGUCGAGGACUGUGGAAUGUAGCACACACUACAUGCCAAAAUGGUAAUCCAACCUACCGAUAUGUACAAUGAACGCUACCGAUGUAUUCUGUUUCAGUGAACACAAUCUAAGCUGCUGCAAAAGCCGAGGAAACAAUAAAACCUGCUGUAUUUUUUUUUUUUUUGUUACAGCACCAACUACUACACAGACGAGUCUCGUUAUUCUGUAUUUAAAUGGUGUCGGUGACAUGUUGCAGACAACGCUUUAUGUCAACGCCAAAUGAUUUGGAAAAAUGACAAUAUGAAUCACUUUCACAGCUCUCAUUUUAUUUGCAACACAGUGUACUGGUCAUAUUGAACCAUACAGAACCGAGUAUGGCUGACAGGCGUAUGACGCGCGCGCGCGCACACACACACACAAUGCGUAAAAUGUUAAACACAUGGUUACAAACUGAUUCAGAGAGCUGUUUCUUGAGGCUGUUUUUGUGAGACGCACUGUGCUGAGCAUUACACCGCCUGAGCCGCAGACUCUGGUAGCCGCUCUCACAGCGCUAUAAUUAGCCAGGAUCUAAUCUGAGGUUGGAUUUUGAUGGUGAGGCUCAUGAAGAAUCUCUGUUCCAUUACCUUGAACCCCUUGAACUGCCACCCCAAAAACCUUAAAGAGUCAUAGUGGAAGUAACUGCAAAUACACUCUAAUUUAACUUUCACCUUGGGUUAGAGAACACAAAGAAGGCCAGAAAUGAUAUUUUACUGGAUUGUUUUAUUAAUGCUCCUCGAGAAGGAAUCCUAUGGCCUCCAUGAACUUCCUUUGCGAGUGGGGAUCGCAACAUCUCCCACUUCACUGACACAAACACGCGGCUGACCGUCCCCAGUGGAGAGUAAACAGAACGAGCAGUUAUUGAGUAAAGUGCUUUGCUUUAUUUAGUUUCACAAGCACUUUGGAUCAUCGCACGUUUCUUGAGAUUAGCACCAAUGACAACGUCCACGCAUCAACGCACGCAUGUAAAGAGAAUGAUUCCUCUCUGUAAAGUGCACAGGGUGCGUGCACACACACACACACACACACAUCAAUACUGCACAGAAAACCACAGUGGCUGGGCCAUGGAACAGCAGAUGUGCUUAUGGUCUUGACAAAUGGUACAUGGUGAGGUGGGGGAUGAGCCCAUUGUGCCCAAAAAUCUGUAAACCUCCCCACACAUCAUCCCCUUCCCCCCCCCCCCAUCCCUUGACCCAAAUGUGCUCCUUGAGGCUUUCAAGGAGGAGCCACCGUGACAGCAGUGUCAGCACUGAUGGGCGGAGGGACGACCGGUCAGGAGAGGGAUCCGAGAGGUCACGGUCAUGUUGAA